This is a messenger RNA of Oncorhynchus nerka (sockeye salmon), 1734 nucleotides long. RefSeq names its product zinc finger protein 239-like. The record is from RefSeq and is a predicted model, not a curated record. The transcript has a single exon. Lineage: Eukaryota; Metazoa; Chordata; Actinopteri; Salmoniformes; Salmonidae. Gene Ontology annotation, molecular function: RNA polymerase II cis-regulatory region sequence-specific DNA binding; DNA-binding transcription factor activity. The annotation marks the transcript as partial. Gene Ontology annotation, biological process: regulation of transcription by RNA polymerase II.
UUCCCCGAUCAAUAUAUUCAUUGCCCGUGUAUUUUGCAGUUACGUCAUAGGAAGACUGUUUUAUCAUGUGGAGAUUUAAUUUACGUCUCUCUGUUUUUAACCAAGUAUUAUGUUUUAUCUUUGGCAGGCGAGAGACCAGACUCUCACUCUGACCGUGGAAAGGGUCCUUCAGGGGAACGAGACCCAGAGACGCCCAAACCAGCGAGACCACACCACUGCUCCCAGUGUAAUAAGAGUUUUAAGUGGUUAUGUAAGCUGAAAAAGCAUGAGAAAAUACACACAGGAGAGAAGCCUUUCCAAUGCUCCCAGUGUGGAAAGAGUUUUACCCAGUUAGGGACCCUGAAAAGGCAUGAGAGAAUACACACAGGAGAGAAACCUUUCCACUGCUCCCAGUGUGGAAAGGGUUUUACACGAUUAGGGAACCUGAAAAAGCAUGAGGGAACACACACAGGAGAGAACCCCUUACAAUGCUCUCAGUGUGGAAAACGUUUUACCAAGUUAGGGAACCUGAAGGAGCAUGAAAGGACACACACAGGGGAGAACUCUUAUCGUUGCUCUCUGUGUGGAAAGGAUUUUACCAAGUUAGGGAGCCUAAAAGUACAUAAAAGAAUACACACGGGAGAGAAACCUUUCCAGUGUUCUCAGUGUGGGAAAGGUUUUACACGGUUAGGGCAUCUGAAGGAACAUAAGAGAAUACACACAGGGGAGAAACCUUUCCAAUGCUCCCAGUGUGGAAAGGGUUUUACCUUGUUAGGGAACCUGAAUAUGCAUGAAAAAACACACACAGGAGAAAAGCCGUACCAAUGCUUCCAGUGUGGAAAGAGCUUUACACAGUUAGGGAACCUGAAGGAGCACGAAAAGACACAUACAGGGGAGACAUCUUACCAUUGCUCUCUGUGCGGAAAGGAUUUUACAAGGUUAGGGAACCUGAAAAGGCAUGAGAGAUUACACGCGCUCUUUCCAACGCGCCCAGUGAGGAGCAGGACUUGGAACCGGUUCAGGGAACAGAACCUAAACCCGGAAAAGAGCAAAGCAUUUGAGGAACAGAAACAGAACCGAUAACGAAAGUGAUCUCUGCCGUUCAAGAACAGAACCGUUAUUUUUUUUAAAGCUUGGGAACCGGUUAAUGUUAUUUUAAAAUGUAAUUGUGGAAAUCUAACUUUUCAAAAGUUCUUAUUCUGUUAAAAUCAUACCCAAAUAAUGUCUACUCGUAUUUUAUACACCCGUGAGCAAAAAGGGUGUAACUGAAAUAGCAAAAUCCAAUCGUUUGAAGUGGUGUCCACAUACAUAUGACCAUGUGGUCUACCUCAUCAAUGUUCCCAUCAGUAUUAUUCCACCAUGAUAAAUGCAAAUGUUUUUUUCUUAAUAUAAUUAAAAUGUGUAACGCCAUUAGUGAACGUUCAUUAUAUACAUCUAUGUACUGUUACAUGUAGGAGCAGUAUAGACCUAGUCUGUUCGUUAUAUACAUCUACAUGAUGUAUUGUUACACCAUGUAGGAGCAGUAUAGACCUAGUCUGUUCAUUAUAUACAUCUACAUGAUGUAUUGUUACACCAUGUAGGAGCAGUAUAGACCUAGUCUGUUCAUUAUAUACAUCUGCAUGAUGUAUUGUUACACCAUGUAGGAGCAGUAUAGACCUAGUCUGUUCAUUAUAUACAUCUGCAUGAUGUAUUGUUACACCAUGUAGGAUCAGUAUAGACCUAGUCUGUUCAUUAUAUACAUCUACAUGAUGUAUU